UGAUCAGCGCAUGCGUAAACAAGACAUUGCAAAUGGCGGCGAAUGUUAUUGUUUAAUGGAGUCUGUAAUAUUUCACAAUCAUGUUUGGAUUUACCUUAAUAACAGGUAAGCUACGCCGAUAUGACGGUGUGUGAAAGGAAGUUUAGUCAUCCAGGAACAGAUUGCAGUGCAAAUGAUCGCUUACAAGUGAAUAUCGAGUCUGAAAACCUAUUUUCACAAAAUGGUGUAUAAUGGUGCCAGUGACGUUCGCUUGGCCGUAGUUAAGACACAAGUUCUUGGUGUUGCGGUGGAUAUAUUUUGAUAACGCUGUGUCUAGCCAGUGAAAGGAACUCAUCGCUGUGACUGUGGAAGUAAGCAAAGUGAGAAAUGUGACGGUGAAAGAGAGUAAAGUUGGAUCGCAAGUAAAAAAAAAGUACCAGAGCUUGGGACUAUUUCACUCGCCAAGCUAUCAUCGCCAUCGGGAUAUAAUAUAUACGCAAUAUUUAACCUUAACCUGGACUCGCCUACUCCGCCAAUGACAUGGAUGGGGGCGGUGACGGGGGUGGCAGGUGCGGUGUUGGUGGGAGGUGUGAGUUGAUUGAAACUGUACUCACAUGUGAGGGUAAUAUUAAUGACCCAGAACUCCCGAAGAAGCUCACCCACCUGGUAAAUGUCCUCAAACACGUCACCCGCAGCGAUUGUACCUGGUUUGUUCAGAAAGUUGAGCCAUGGAACAGUGUUAGAGUGACCUUUUCCAUCCCCCGUGAAGCUGCUGUUCGUUUACACCAGUUGGCUCAGGCAGGGGACCAAGCAUUACGUCAAUUAGGCAUUCUUUCUGUUCAAGUAGAAGGAGAUCAGGUCAUCUCCCUGAAAUUAGCUGGAGCUAACAAUGAACCAACUGAGAUUGUGUUGCGUACUGAGGGUGCUCCCAGUGAUGGGGCUGGACCAUCUAGUGUUGCAAGGUCUGUCACACUUGCACUGGGAAGUGCUGGGCUCAUGCCAGGACCUGGAGCAGCUCCCCCACCCACUGAAGCUUCAGGUGGUAACCAGCAUUUCCGCUGUCCGAAUGUGGUUGCUCCAGCUGGGGAUGGUAUUCCUAUGACCCCACGCCCCGUAACUCAAGUAAGAGCGCCUUACCCGUACGCCAGUAUGAACAAUGCGCCCAAAGCGCUUCCAGGACGAGAGUUGCAGCAGCCAGUAGGACCAACAAUGGCUGGUCAUGCCAAUGUCCCAUCUACUCCCAGACCCAUAUACAACCCCCCUCCUCCCUAUCCAAGCCUUGAUCCAUCUAGAUUGCGUGCACCUGGACCGCCUGCACCAAGACCUGCAGUACCACAGAUCAAUGGUCCUCAGUUUCUUGUGUCUCAGCCAAGCGCCAUAGCUCAGCCUGGCCCACCUGUGUUGCCUUCUGCUGUCCAGGCCAGUCCAAACCCACAAGGAGCAGUAAAUUACCCUGUUGCAGCUUCACAAGGAAUAAGUAGCCGACCAACACCAACGCAGGCUGUAAAAGUGGCACAGAGGACUGGUGGAAAUGUUUUGAAUAGUCCAUUGUUGGUUGAUCUUCUUCGACAGCCUGAACAUCAACCUGUUGUUGGAGUAAAUAAAGCAAAGGUAGUGCUCGGAGGUUCUCCUCACGGGUCUCCUGCACCUGCAUCUCCUUCAUCACGUUCCACUACAUCCACACCUUCAUCUGACUCCCUACCACACACACCUAUUUCUAAUUUACCUCUACCUGCAGUGCCUGCAUUAUCUCCACCUCCUGCUAAUUCAGCUAAUUUCAAUGCAUCUGUAACAGUAGCCAGUUUACCUGGUUCAUCUUCACAGUUCAGUACUAAUUAUUCAGUUAGAGCAAAAGAUGGUGUACAUACACACCAACAAGUGUACUCUGGUGGAUCUGUCAUCACGAGUACUGUAACUCCACAUCCAAGAUUACCCAGUAACCCAGGUGGUGGCUUACAGCAACAUCCGCAGGCAACUGGUCAGCCGCCUCCUGGUCAGAGGCCACCUUAUAGCACUGAUCAGCGUAGAGUGGUCUUGAGUAGCAGUACCUCUGGUAUUCAUUCCAGAGUCCCAUUGCAAACUUCUACUCGCCCAAGCACUGUUGGUGAUUCAAGGGUUGUACCUCCAUCACCGCCACAGUUUGGAUCAGGGGGGAAGGAAAGUCAGUAUUUGAUUAACCCCAACACUGGCCUUUUGGAACCAAGGCCAAGUGAGAGUUCUGAUUCUGAACCAGAAGCAAGACCCCCGUCAGUAAAUGAAGAAUUAAAUUCCAAUUCUCUUGUAUCGGAUGAAGAGUCCAACCUUAGUACUGCUUCAAAGAAAGACCAUGACCAGUCUGACUCUGAAACAUCAAGAGUAUCAUUACAUAGUCUAGAAUCAAGGAGAUCAUUGUUAGGACAGGAUAAAUCUAAGUACCGGGAUAAGGAUUCAAGCCCAGGUUCAUCAAGGGAGAAUAGUGUGGUUACCUCAGGCAGUACGGGGGAAUCUAUUAAACUUAAGCUAAAGCUUAGUAAGGCCUCAAUUGCUCAAACAACUUUUGUACCAAAUGCUAAAAAAGGUGAUAGGAAAGAAAGAUUAUCGUGUUCAUUAUCAGGCUCUCAAUUGGGAAACGAGCCACGCGUUCCAAAACUUCACAUAAAAUUAAAUUCUGAACAUCAAGAAGCAAGGAUUGUUAAUCCAAUUGAGGAUGGGGAUGCCCAAAGAAAUCCGGAGAAAGACUUAUCAAAGGAGAGUAAAAGUAAGCGGCGAAGCUAUAGAAACAAGCCUCGUAGUAGUGAGUCAGACAGUGACACCGGCAAAGCUCGUGGUGUGAAACUCAAGUGUAAAGAGAGAGGUGGAGAGGAUAGUGCCACAAUCUUGAAAAUUUUAGAUGGGAAGAAGAAAGGAGAUUUGGAUAUAGAUGAAAAUCCAUUAAAAGUUAAGCUAAAAGAAGGUUUAGAGGGCAGAUUAAAGUCUGCACGUACACUGGAAGAAGGUCGACUUUCAGCAAAUAAGUCUGAGAAUUCUAAAUUAACAAAGUUGGAGAGCAAGUUCAGAACGCGACCAAAAACCAAAACGCCGAUCCGUAAAGUUGGUGACCUAAAUAGUAUGGGUGAAAUAGCUAGUCACAAAAUUUUGGAAACCCUACCGCCUAGUAUCACCAAAGUUGCAGCUUUGCAUACGCAACAGCCACACAUAAAUCCAUCCUCUUCCUCAAGUCAGUUGCAAGCCAACUCUUCGGCUACUUGUCCUGUUUCAUCUAGCAUUUCUGCCUCACAGUCUGCUGGAGAUUUAUUCAAAACUGAACUGGAAAAGAGAGGAAGUGAGAUAGUUAGAAAAAAUGAUGAGAAAACAGAAAAUAUUGUAGGAAGACUGCGUUUUAACAAUCUGUCAACAUUGAUGAAUGGAGAUUUGAGUCAUAGUGGCAAGCUUGUUUUAGGGCGUGUAAGACAGAAGAAUCAAGGGACAGGCCAGCAACAGCAGCAGCAACCUCAGCAACAAGGAAUUGAUGCCCCAAGUAGCAGCAAAUUGACAAUCAAGAGAAAAGGCUCUGGGGAAAUGCACACCCUUGAGUCACUUAAGAAGGAUCUUCCUGAAGGUCUUGGCAGUAUCCCAACGUACCUGAAUUCUUCGGUGAUGAUCAAUAAGGUCUCUCAUUCUCCGGAAAAAUUAUCUGCCCUCCGACAGGAAGAUUCUACUGACAAAGGUGUUAGAAAAGUAGACAUUCACAAGCAUACUGUGUGUACAGAUUUGGCAAGCUUAAAAGCAAACUCAGAUAUUACUAUUCACAGUGUGACAAAGAAUGAAACUCUUAGUUUAGGUAAAACUAGUGAUGGUGAUAGUAGAAGUUCUUGUAAAUCUAAAAGUGAAGUUACGAAGAUAGGGAGAGUGACUCAUUUAGAUGUGAAUGAUAGAAAAGCUUUGCAAGAGGCACUGAAAAGCUCACAGAGCUCAACGAAAAGGAAUGAUACUCAUUCAAGUAGCAUGCAUGACCUUUUGAGACGUUUUAACAGUUCAACUACAGUGCCUGUCUCUUCUCAGUCUGAGAGUACAAACAGCACCUCUGGUGUCAAGGUGGGACCCAAAGCCACUGACACAUCAGAAAAGGUGAAACAAGAGGUUAAGUGUGAAGAGAAAAGUGAGAGCAAAGAGUCGCACACAACAAAUGUUAUUUCAAGCAGCUGUGAUACUAGUGUUAAACAGGAACCAGAACAGACUAAUACUAAUAAUAAAAGUUUGGAGCAAGUUAAGGCCCCAGAUUUUCCAGGAAAUGUCGUUUUAACCAAAAGUGAAGUUGAGAGUCCUGAUGGCACUCCUAAAGGGGAGCAUGGGAGUGGGCAAGGGGGAGAAGACUCUGGUAUUGAAUCUAUGGAUGCCCUGUCUGAGAAAAGUCCAAAUCAGAGUGAUCAGAGCCCAAGUAGAAGGGAUGAGAAGGAAUGUGAGCCAUUUUCUGAGAAGAACAGUGAUAGAGCAGUAGGAGCUAAGGGUGAGACAAAGUCCAGUGCUACUACUAACUCAAGUGGAAGUGUUACUCGAGAACCAAAAGUAAGCUUGAAAGUCGAGGUAAAAUUGGAAAAUAUAGAUGAGAAAGAUGGUGUCAGGAGAGGUUCUGGUGAUAAAGGUAGCAAUUCUAAAUGUUCCUCACUCACCAGUGAAUCUCACGGUGAAAUGGACACCAAAGGAUCUGCUAGUAGAGAAGCAGUUGCCGACUCAAAGCUGUUGCCAUCACCUGAAUCCAGUGAACAACUCCCCAUAAAAAUAGAAACCAGUUAUGCAUCUGACACAGUGUUGCCAGGUGUUUCAGAAGUUAAAAGUGAUUCAGGUGUAAAAAGCGAGGCCAUCGUGAAAAAUGAACCCAUGGUAAAAAGUGAACUUGUGAAAAGUGAACUGGUGGUGAAAACAGAGUUAGUUGACUAUGUGCCCCUGAGCACAGCAUCUCCAGUGCCCAAAGUCUCUGAGACUGUUGUGACUUCAUUUUCUACUCCCCAUUCUUGUUCAACAUCCACUCCUACCACUUCCAUUUCAGUAUCAGAAUCAACCCUAAUACCUACAGACACUUGUACGUCAUCAUCAUCGUCUGUAUCUCUGCAUGCAUCUGCAUGCUCAAGUACAUUGUCAUUAUCAUCGCAACAAAGCACAGCCUCUCUUAGGCUAACCCCAUCAUCAGUAGGUUUAUCAUCAGUUUUUCCUUCUUAUGGUACUGUAAAUUCAUCCACUGUAACCUCUCACAGUUACACCAGCACUAACACCAACCUAAAAACUGUCAGUGGUUCCACUUCGCCUACACCAAGUGUGAUAGUCCCCACCCUAAAUGUUUCAUCUUCAUCUCCAGCAUCUCCUGCAUCAACUAGUCAUAUUUCGUCCUGUAGUCAUGAUACUCAUAGUUACAUUUCAGCAAGCACUGCACAUACCCCAGGUACUUUAACUUGUGCCACCACUCACACCACGCAUAUGCGAUCACUCUCUCCUGUCACAACAUUUCCAAGUGUGCCUGAUGGUCCAAAGAUUACCACAACAGUUUCUGCUGUCCUGUCCAAACCAUCUCUUCUGGCGCUCACGUUAACAAGACCACAGAACAGCAGUGCUCCGUCACAAUGCUCAGCCUCAUUAACUGAAACUUCAGUUGAUAAAAUGGCAGGCUUUCCAACUCCCUCAGAUUUCAGUAGCAGUUUCUCAUCCUCUGCUGUGUGCUGUCACCAAGCAACUCUAACCAGCACAAGUGUGACAACAUCAAGCACAAGUCCGAAGGUGGUUACUCUGAAGCCCAGCACAAGCCAGGGGCAAGUUAAUACCUCCCUUAAUCUUCCUCCAGGGACAACUUUUCGGUUAGUGGCCCUACCAGGUAGCAGUGCCAUGGCUUCCACCACCAGUCCCAUGAAGGUAGUUGUGUCUCCAGUGAAAAGCCAGAUCAGUCAACAGGUGACUUCAGGAAUUGGAGGCAUGACAGUGGUGACAGUGAAGCCGGUUGCUAUGGCAACAGGUGGGGCCAAGAACAGCCACCUUUUACAGACACUCUCAGUAAGUAAGACUGAGGAAUCUAGUCCUCCUUCUCUCCUCAAGGCUCACUUAACUGCUCCAACUCUCACCACAGCAGCUCAGGCCAUGGCUACCUCUGUUACUAACUCUGCAUCUACACCCAUUGUCUCCAGCACAAUGGCAAAUGGUGAUGAUACGGAAGACCUUGACUUUGUUGGUUUUUCUAGCACACCUCAGGUAAAGUUGUUGCAACCAAGUGAGUUGAAACGUGAAAUCUUGAAGCCUGAGGACUUGAAUGACAGACCAGAAAGUUGUAAAAGUCCAGAAGUACUUUCACCUACUGGAGAAGAACCCACACCUAUGAGAGUACAUCCUCCUCUAUAUACUUAUGGAAACAGAGAAAGGAAAAAAGAUGUUGAGUCUGAUGCUGAAGAGAAAGAUAAAGAUGAAGUGAAAACUGUAUCAGAAUGUGAAGGAGUUGCAGAGGUUAAAUGCGAUAUUGCAGACUUUGAAAAAGAGAAAGAUGAGUUAGGUAGUUUGAAAACUAAAGCCAAAGAUAAAAAGUUUGAUGCUUUGUCCAUAGAAAUACCCCCAGCAGAUACAACUUUGCCAGAUGACAAAAGACUAACUCGAAGCACUAGGCACAGUGCAAGACUAGCGAGUCCCAAGGUAAGCAGUCCCGGCGCUGAACUUAGUCCAAAGGUAGAUAGAAAAAGUCCUGCAUGUAUGUUAACCAUGGGAAAGCCAAGUCCGGUACCUGUCUUGCGACCUAGUGUCAGUCCAGCCACCAGAGGGACCAAGAGACGCAGACACGAAUCUGAAAGUAGUAAUGCCUCCAGUGUGAAUGAGGACACUGCACUUGAGUUGUCAACAAAAUCAACUCGAAGAAAACCAUUUGAAAAAGCUGUGGGUGAAAAGGAGGAAUGCCCAAAGGGAAAAUCAACAAGACCUCGGGAAGGAGAUGCUGAGUCCAAACUUAUUAAAGAUGACGACGAAAGCUCAGAGGAUGAGUCUCUUGAAGGAGGAAGUGUAAAGAAACGGAAUCCUUCAGCUGCAUCAACAUCAACCAAUGAAGAUGAUGAUGAUUCAAGGCCAUCCUCUCGAAGUAGUCGAGCGUCAUGUAAAACAUCAGCUCGAAGUCGAGAAAGGCAGAGUUCAGCUGAAUCUACUGGUACGACAAGGGAUGCCACCCCUACAAGAAGAACUCCUAGACAAAAUAAUCGUGUUACGAACAAAGAGAAAUCCCCAGAACCAAGCAAAGAUAACAACAAUAAGGGUCAGACAGGACAGGUAGUGAAGCCCCAGACUAGUAGAAGUGAAGUUAAGGAUAGGGUGGUGAAAGAUACAAAAGAAAAAGUAGAAGAAAAGAAGGAUAUUUCUAAAGAGGGUAAAGAUACUCAGUUAAAAGAUAAGAGAACUAUAAGUGUUAAUAAAGAGGUUAAACCAAUUGUCAAGGACAAAAGUCCAGAAUUGAAGGACAAAGACAGAAGUCCAGUACAAGGCACAAAAACUAGAAAAGACAGUGAUCAGUCAGAACAGGAUGCCAGUAAUCGGAGGAAAACAAGAAGUACUGCAACAGCAAAUGAAGACACACCUAACAAGAGAAGGAGAUUAUCAAAGGAUAAGUAGGAAUUAUUACUUGCUGAAGUGGUAUAAUAUCUGAUGCUCCAGAAAUAGUUUCAUCCUUCAGCAAGUGUCAUUUGGGAGCAGUGAAUUGUUUUUCAAGGAGCUGACAGCAGUGUAUUCAGUAUUAAUAUUUGUGCAAUAAUUCUCUUUUUUUUCUAUUUUGUUUUUGCUGUCUGUUUCCUGUUCCUAUACUAUUCAGGCAGUUUUGAAUUAUCUCUUAACUGCCCUUGGUUUUUCUCUUUGUUAAUUUUCUUCUUUGGUGACCAUUUUUAUUGAUAAGUCCUGUAAAGUAACACUGCUGUGUUCCAGGACUGGGAAUUGUGUGACAUUAUUUGCUUGGUCGAGCUGUCGUAGAAUUACAUUUCCUAGAUGUUUAGUUCAGUGGUUAAACUGACGAUCUCAGCCUUUGGCAACCCAAGAACACUUUGUUUUUAACCUAUUUGAAUUUUUAGAAUAUUUGUUAAGUUCAUUUUAUGUUUUAUAUUUUACUGCUGUUAAAGAUAUUAAUAGGAACUAUCCCACAAAAAAAUACAAAAAAAAGAAUAAAAGAUUAAAAGUUAAAAAAAAAUAAAAAUAAAAAUAAAAAAGUGUCACCCGUGACCUAUUACAAGACAAGAAGAGUGUACAUUUGUGAUUUUAUAGGGUGAUGAUCCCCCAGUGAGUCUUAAGUCUCCUGGUAGCAAUGUCAGGGACAGAGGAUGGUGUUUCAGCAGCUCUGCUAAUUUGUGGUGGCCAGUGGAAUUGGGUUGACCGAAAUUCUGUCUUACGUAUGGUUAAUUUGACACCCGCAUUAUGGGGCUGCUGUGUCCACCUCUAUUGUACAUGUAGAUUGUAAAUAUCAAAUGGUGAAUGUUUUUAAAUGUACAAAGUACAGCAAAAGUUAUUUUCUGUGUAUUUCUGUAUAGAAGACUGCAGGUAGAUGCAGGUCAUGUAAAUUAUAAGCUUUAAGUGUAGAAGAGCCUGUGGAGGCAACUGCGGCUGUAUUUAUUGUAAAUAUUGUAAUCUGUUGUAUAGACUACCACUUCUGCAAGCAACCUUGUUAUUAAUGAUGUUUGUGUUUCCACGUCCUAAUACCCGAUGCCAUUUCUGAAAACACUUUGCACUCCUUUCUGACUUUAUCUAAUUUGCCAGUUUUUCUAACUUGUUCAUACUUUACAAAAAGGAAGUUAAUUUUAGCAGACCUGCUUCUCUAAGAGUCAUCUUUUAAGUAAAAUAAAUUGUAAAAGGAGUAAGAUGGCAACUAAGGAUUUUGAUCUUAAUAGAAUUUUAUUCCUUUUUGUUGGGAAUGAACAAUUUUAAAUAUUUAUAUCUACUACCCUAUCUAUUUUUUUAGCUUAAUGGCAUGGAAAUUAUUCUUUAAUGGCCCAUUGAUUCUAUUGUAAUGUAAGAUUUCAUAUUUUACAUUGUUAUGAAUAACAGUUUUAAUUAUAUACAAUUGACUUUG
This is a messenger RNA of Macrobrachium nipponense, 9004 nucleotides long. RefSeq names its product mucin-3B-like. The transcript is spliced from 8 exons. Gene Ontology annotation, cellular component: histone methyltransferase complex; transcription regulator complex; nucleus. Lineage: Eukaryota; Metazoa; Arthropoda; Malacostraca; Decapoda; Palaemonidae. Gene Ontology annotation, biological process: positive regulation of transcription by RNA polymerase II. The record is from RefSeq and is a predicted model, not a curated record. Bases 520 to 7563 code for a protein of 2347 amino acids.